Dinoponera quadriceps is the source of this 1894-nucleotide messenger RNA. RefSeq names its product cysteine sulfinic acid decarboxylase (gene black). Lineage: Eukaryota; Metazoa; Arthropoda; Insecta; Hymenoptera; Formicidae. The transcript has 5 exons. The record is from RefSeq and is a predicted model, not a curated record. Gene Ontology annotation, biological process: carboxylic acid metabolic process. Gene Ontology annotation, molecular function: pyridoxal phosphate binding; carboxy-lyase activity. Gene Ontology annotation, cellular component: cytoplasm. The coding region runs from base 25 to 1656 and encodes 543 amino acids.
CGCGGGUCCAUACUGUCGCAAACCAUGCCCGCCAACGAAGAUACCUCCAACGAAACGUUGGAGCGGAUAGAGCCCGGAAGAAUGAGUCCCGCACCGUCUCAGCGAAAGGUGUCCGGAGGAUUGCAGGACUCCGCGUCUCUGCUCCUCCCGGAAGUGACGGUCGACGACGAUCCGGAAUGCAGCUUGACUGACAAACGGAACUUUCGCAGCGUACCUCGUCGAGAUAUUCACGAGAAGCUCUUCAGGGAUUUCUUCGAGAUCGUGUUGCAACAAGCGGUGUUCCAGUCUACUUCCGGCGAGGAGCGGGUGGUGGAAUGGGUGAAUCCCAUGGAUCUGCGCUCCGUCGUCGACCUCUCGCUGCCAGCCGAAGGCAUCAGCCACGAGGAGCUGCUGACGUUGACGUGUAACGUCAUCAAGUACAGCGUGAAGACUGGCCAUCCGCAUUUCGUCAAUCAGCUCUACUCCAGCCUGGAUCCGUACGGCCUACUCGGCCAAUGGCUCACCGACGCUCUCAACCCGUCCGUCUACACCUACGAGGUGUCUCCAGUGUUUUCUCUCAUGGAGGAAGAUGUGCUGCGGGAGAUGCGUCGCAUAAUCGGCUGGCAGGGCGGCGAGGGCCUCUUCUGCCCAGGCGGCUCCAUGGCGAACGGAUACGCCAUCAACCUGGCGCGCCACUAUAGGUAUCCGAACUUAAAGCAGACCGGACUGUCGCAGAUACCGCGGCUGGUGAUCUUCACGUCGGAGGACGCGCAUUACUCCGUGAAAAAGCUCGCGGCGUUCCAGGGUAUCGGCUACGACAACGUGUACUUGGUCAAGGUCGACUCCAAGGGCAAGAUGGUGGUAUCCGACUUAGAGGCGCAGAUCGUCCGCGCCAUCGAGGAGGGUGCCACACCGUUGAUGGUGUCCAGCACCGCGGGUACCACUGUAAUGGGCGCGUUCGAUCCGCUGAAGGACAUCGCCGAGGUGUGCAGGAAGUACUGCUUGUGGUUCCACGUGGACGCCGCCUGGGGCGGCGGUGCUCUCGUUUCCAGGACGUAUCACGGUCUUUUGGACGGCGUCGAGCUCGCCGACUCGGUCACCUGGAAUCCUCACAAACUGCUCGCCGCGCCUCAGCAGUGCUCCACCUUGUUGCUCCGUCACGAAGGUUUAUUGCAAUCGGCGCAUGGCUGCGGCGCGAGCUAUCUCUUCCAGAACGAUAAGUUCUAUGAUGCGUCCUACGACUGCGGCGACCGGCAUGUGCAGUGCGGUCGACGGGCGGAUGUGGUCAAAUUCUGGUAUAUGUGGAAGGCGAAAGGCACCCGCGGUCUCGAGGCGCACGUGGACCGCGUGUUCGCGCUUUCGCGCUACUUCGCGGACCUCGUGAGAACGCGUGAUGGCUGGCACUUGCUCGCCGAGCCGGAGUGCACUAACGUCUGCUUCCGCUACGUGCCGCCGUCGAUGAGAGACUUGACCGGCCCACAACUGGACCAAGCGAUGCACAAGGUGGCGCCGAUGAUCAAGGAACGCAUGGUGCGCGCUGGGACGAUGUUGAUGACAUAUCAGCCGCUCAGGGAGAUGCCCAACUUCUUCAGGCUCGUGCUGCAGAACUCGGGAGUGACCGAGGCGGACAUGCAGUUCUUCGUGGAUGAGAUAGAAAGGCUCGCCGCGGACCUCUGAUCGGUUCGAUUCAAAUUGUAGAUGUUGUAAAUAGCGGCUUAGCGAUAAGACAUACAUGUAUCAUAAGGAGCUUGCUUUCGCCAUGCGGCUACGUACGACGCGAGAACGUUUGGAGUCGCAGAAGCAGUGGUGCCAGAACGCACACACGGGAGCCAUCUUUUCCACUCCGGGGGAAAAAAAUCAUAUGUGAAAUUUAUCCAUAUAUGACUAUAUGUAUAAUCAUAUACGUCCGCAACGA